Molecule: messenger RNA, 3507 nt
Organism: Pan troglodytes (chimpanzee)
Lineage: Eukaryota; Metazoa; Chordata; Mammalia; Primates; Hominidae
Gene: LAMP3
Product: lysosomal associated membrane protein 3
Exons: 6
Coding region: 386-1636 (416 amino acids)
Biological process (GO): establishment of protein localization to organelle
Cellular component (GO): plasma membrane; lysosomal membrane; late endosome membrane
Source: RefSeq, a predicted model, not a curated record
GGUUGUAGUGAGCCGAGAUCGCGCCACUGCAUUCCACCCUGGGCGACAGAGCGAGACUUCGUCUCAAAAAGAAAAGAAAAAGAAAGGAGGAGACCCAGGGUAUGAGCGGAGGAGGCCGGCGCUGCCGGGACCACGCGCGUGCGGUAAACGGUCCCAGAGGCCCGGGCCCCGGCGGCUGCGCCGAGUCCCCGCCCCUCCCGGCUCCGUAGGGGUAGGAGGGGGCCGGCGGAGUUUCCCUCCCCGCCCAGCGGCCCUGGGCGGGCUUUUCGGCUGCUUCUCAUAAGCAGGUGGUUUCGUUUCUCCGGCACAGGUAGGUUUCUCCGGCACCGAUUCGGGGCCUGCCCGGACCUCGCCGCACGCUGCAGAACCUCGCUCAGCGCCCACCAUGCCCCGGCAGCUCAGCGCGGCGGCCGCGCUCUUCGCGUCCCUGGCCGUAAUUUUGCAUGAUGGCAGUCAAAUGAGAGCAAAAGCAUUUCCAGAAACCAGAGAUUAUUCUCAACCUAGUGCAGCAGCAACAGUACAAGACAUAAAAAAACCUGUCCAGCAACCAGCUAAGCAAGCACCUCACCAAACUUUAGCAGCAAGAUUCAUGGAUGGUCAUAUCACCUUUCAAACAGCGGCCACAGUAAAAACUCCAACAACUACCCCAGCAACUACAAAAAACACUGCAACCACCAGCCCAAUUACCUACACCCUGGUCACAACCCAGGCCACACCCAACAACUCACACACAGCUCCUCCAGUUACUGAAGUUACAGUCGGCCCUAGCUUAGUGCCUUAUUCACUGCCACCCACCAUCACCCCACCAGCUCAUACAACUGGAACCAGUUCAUCAACCGUCAGCCACACAACUGGGAACACCACUCAACCCAGUAACCAGACCACCCUUCCAGCAACUUUAUCGAUAGCACUGCACAAAAGCACAACCGGUCAGAAGCCUGUUCAACCCACCCAUGCCCCAGGAACAACGGCAGCUGCCCACAAUACCACCCGCACAGCUGCACCUGCCUCCACGGUUCCUGGGCCCACCCUUGCACCUCAGCCAUCGUCAGUCAAGACUGGAAUUUAUCAGGUUCUAAACGGAAGCAGACUCUGUAUAAAAGCAGAGAUGGGGAUACAGCUGAUUGUUCAAGACAAGGAGUCGGUUUUUUCACCUCGGAGAUACUUCAACAUCGACCCCAACGCAACCCAAGCCUCUGGGAACUGUGGCACCCGAAAAUCCAACCUUCUGUUGAAUUUUCAGGGCGGAUUUGUGAAUCUCACAUUUACCAAGGAUGAAGAAUCAUAUUAUAUCAGUGAAGUGGGAGCCUAUUUGACCGUCUCAGAUCCAGAGACAAUUUACCAAGGAAUCAAACAUGCGGUGGUGAUGUUCCAGACAGCAGUCGGGCAUUCCUUCAAGUGCGUGAGUGAACAGAGCCUCCAGCUGUCAGCCCACCUGCAGCUGAAAACAACCGAUGUCCAACUUCAAGCCUUUGAUUUUGAAGAUGACCACUUUGGAAAUGUGGAUGAGUGCUCGUCUGACUACACAAUUGUGCUUCCUGUGAUUGGGGCCAUCGUGGUUGGUCUCUGCCUUAUGGGUAUGGGUGUCUAUAAAAUCCGCCUAAGGUGUCAAUCAUCUGGAUACCAGAGAAUCUAAUUGUUGCCCGGGGGGAAUGAAAAUAAUGGAAUUUAGAGAACUCUUUCAUCCCUUCCAGGAUGGAUGUUGGGAAGUUCCCUCAGAGUGUGGGUCCUUCAAACAAUGUAAACCACCAUCUUCCAUUCAAACCAAGUGAGUCAUGUGUGAUUUAAGUUCAGGCAGCACAUCAAUUUCUAAAUACUUUUUGUUUACUUUAUGAAAGAUAUAGUGAGCUGUUUAUUUUCUAGUUUCCUUUAGAAUAUUUUAGCCACUCAAAGUCAACAUUUGAGAUAUGUUGAAUUAACAUAAUAUAUGUAAAGUAGAAUAAGCCUUCAAAUUAUAAACCAAGGGUCAAUUGUAACUAAUACUACUGUGUUUGCAUUGAAGAUUUUAUUUUACCCUUGAUCUUAAAAAAAAUGCCUUUGCUUUGUUAUCAAAUGGACUUUCAGUGCUUUUACUAUCUGUGUUUUAUGGUUUCAUGUAACAUACAUAUUCCUGGUGUAGCACUUAACUCCUUUUCCACUUUAAAUUUCUUGUUUUUGUUUUUUGAGACGGAGUUUCACUCUUGUCACCCAGGCUGGAGUACAGUGGCACGAUCUCGGCUUAUGGCAACCUCCGCCUCCCGGGUUCAAGUGAUUCUCCUGCUUCAGCUUCCCGAGUAGCUGGGAUUACAGGCACACACUACCACGCCUGGCUAAUUUUUGUAUUUUUAUUAUAGACGGGGUUUCACCAUGUUGGCCAGACUGGUCUUGAACUCUUGACCUCAGGUGAUCCACCCACCUCAGCCUCCCAAAGUGCUGGGAUUACAGGCAUGAGCCAUUGCGCCCGGCCUUAAAUGUUUUUUUUAAUCAUCAAAAAGAACAACAUAUCUCAGGUUGUCUAAGUUUUUUUAUGUAAAACCAACAAAAAGAACAAAUCAGCUUAUAUUUUUUAUCUUGAUGACUCCUGCUCCAGACUCGCUAGACUAAGAAUUAGGUGGCUACAGAUGGUAGAACUAAACAAUAAGCAAGAGACAAUAAUAAUGGCCCUUAAUUAUUAACAAAGUGCCAGAGUCUAGGCUAAGCACUUUAUCUAUACCUCAUUUCAUUCUCACAACUUAUAGGUGAAUGAGUAAACUGAGACUUAAGGGAACUGAAUCACUUAAAUGUCACCUGGCUAACUGAUGGCAGAGCCAGAGCUUGAAUUCAUGUUGGUCUGACAUCAAGGUCUUUGGUCUUCUCCCUACACCAAGUUACCUACAAGAACAAUGACACCACACUCUGCCUGAAGGCUCACACCUCAUACCAGCAUACGCUUACCUUACGGGGAAAUGGGUUUAUCCAGGAUCAUGAGACAUUAGGGUAGAUGAAAGGAGAGCUUUGCAGAUAACAAAAUAGCCUAUCCUUAAUAAAUCCUCCACUCUCUGGAAGGAGACUGAGGGGCUUUGUAAAACAUUAGUCAGUUUCUCAUUUUUAUGGGAUUGCUUAGCUGGGCUGUAAAGAUGAAGGCAUCAAAUAAACUCAAAGUAUUUUUAAAUUUUUUUGAUAAUAGAGAAACUUCGCUAACCAACUGUUCUUUCUUGAGUGUAUAGCCCCCUCUUGUGGUAACUUGCUGCUUCUGCACUUCAUAUCCAUAUUUCCUAUUGUUCACUUUAUUCUGUAGAGCAGCCUGCCAAGAAUUUUAUUCCUGCUGUUUUUUUGCUGCUAAAGAAAGGAACUAAGUCAGGAUGUUAACAGAAAAGUCCACAUAACCCUAGAAUUCUUAGCCAAGGAAUAAUUCAAGUCAGCCUAGAGACCAUGUUGACUUUCCUCAUGUGUUUCCUUAUGACUCAGUAAGUUGGCAAGGUCCUGACUUUAGUCUUAAUAAAACAUUGAAUUGUAGUAAAGGUUUUUGUAAUAAAAACUUACUUUGGA